Messenger RNA from Sebastes umbrosus (honeycomb rockfish), 2389 nucleotides. RefSeq names its product tetratricopeptide repeat domain 23 (gene ttc23). Gene Ontology annotation, molecular function: protein binding. The transcript has 11 exons. The record is from RefSeq and is a predicted model, not a curated record. The coding region runs from base 310 to 1695 and encodes 461 amino acids. Lineage: Eukaryota; Metazoa; Chordata; Actinopteri; Perciformes; Sebastidae.
UCGGUGCAGGAGGGAACAGACUUCAUCAUAACACCGGUGCAUACGUUACCUUUUCCUCAGAGGCAUUUUCUAGUGAUGGAAACUAUAGUUCAGUCUCGUAACGACACCCUCAGUUCACAACAGAGUCUAGGAGGCUAUAGCUCCUGUAAAGUGACAUACUUUUGAGUUAGGUAGUGUUCACAACAGGAAGAAGCUUAGAGGCAGCUAGCGGAUCGGUGCUAUCUAGUGUAGCACACGCUGUGUUGCCACGGAAACAAGAACGUAAAGAACACAAACGUCACUACGUCACUACGUACAUUGUUUGUAAAAAUGGCUGAAGAUCAUGCUAUAACAAAAACACGACCCAGCUCCUCCGAGUCUCCAGCUGAAUCCCCUGAAAGCAUGGGCAGCACCACCAGGGACGUGACUGCAUCUCCUCCCUGCUACUCAGAUGUGUUGAGUCCCUCACAGACAGGAUGUGCUAAGAGGGAAUUUAUGAUGAUGGCACCUGAAGAAAAGCUCAAACACUUUGACAGCCGAGCUCAGGCCCAUGAAGACAACCAAGAGUUUGAUGCUUGCAUUCAGGAUCUGGUGCGCUGUGUGGCUCUGACUAGGCUGGUCUAUGGGGAUGGACAUCUGAAACUGGCCCAGGCCCAUGCUAGACUGGCUAAAGCAUAUUUCCACUUCAAAGGCUGGGGGUUGCAGGCCCAGGAGCACUCGACCCUGGCCAGAGAGCUGCUGCCUUUCUGCCCCUCCGUCUCCUCCUGCAGAGAUGAAAAGCUUGAGGUUCUCAUGUGUCUCCUGAACGUACACCUCACGCAAGGAGGUGCUUCACUGCUUACAGCUGAUCUCGAAGAGGCAGAAUCCUCUUUUCUGGAGGCAGAACAAGUUGUUGAGGAGCUUCAUCAACAAGGUGGCAUCAACCAGGAAGAGAAGAUGAAGACUGAGCUGGAAAUCUCCACGGGUCUAUCCAGGGUCUAUAGGAGACAGAACAGGCCAGAGGAGGCCCUACGCCAGUGUGAGAAGUCUCUGCAGCGGCUGAAGGACUGUGGUGAGCCAGAGAAGACGUGUUCGGUCUAUAGGGACAUGGCCGCCAUCGAGCAGGACAAAGGUCAUUUGGACGGAGCCAUAGAGCAUCUCUCCAAGGCUCAUGCCAUUGCUAUGAGUCACAGCCCAGAGGAGCUAGAGGGGGCUCAGAUCUCCCACAGCCUGGCCCUCAUCCUUUCUGCUGCAGCGGGACCCCAUCACAAUGACUCUGCAGGUCGCUACUUUGAGCAGAGUCUAAGUGCAUACAAAAGCUCUGCAGGUCCACAGGAUCCAGCCUUUCUCACGGCCCAGGAUGAUUUCUGUCGUUUCCUCCUCCUCAGUGGCCAGCAAGAGAGAUGUGUGGAGAUCCAGAGAAUUUCUCUCACUGUAAAGAGAUCUACUUUCGGUGACCUGAGCGCCGAGGUGGCGGACACCCUUCAGCUGAUAGGAAGUGUGGAGAUGAGCGAGGGCGGGGUGAAGCAGGCCCACAAGACCAUGACAAAGUGCCUGGAGAUCCAGAGUUUGUUGUACGGUCCUCAGAACAAGAAGACAAAAGCUACACAAAAAGCUGUGGACAUGCUGGCACGGGCACCAGAGGUGGCUGAGAGACAACAGAGGCAAGGAAGAAGGGAAACAAAACAUCACACACCAUCCAGUAGCAAUGAUGGAAACUCAAUGUCUGACUCUUGAAAUGUUCCGUUUUUAUUUUGUCAGUACAUCAAUCCUGCAGGUUUGGAUCAAGAACUACUGACUUUUAUUUUUUAAAGAAGUUUGUCUGUUAGAUAAUACAGGCAGUUACCACUGUUGAGAAUGAGCUUCAAUUACACUAGUCAUGUCAGACGUUGGGUGAAUUAAGUUAGCUUUGAAGAAAUACUCACACUCAGAAAUCAUAGCCAAAAUGAGUUUUAAUUGUGUUAAGAUAUGAAUCAAUUUCCAAAUAAGGGCUGGAACCUUUUUCACCAAAGCAUUAAUGGCGUUAGCUCAAUAGAAAUCAUGUCAAUAAAAGCAAUAAUGUUGGAUUAUCCAUGAUGACAAACACUUAUUGAACAUUUGACUCAUUAAACAUUCUUAAUACAUAAAUGUACUUUCUGUAUGCUGAUAUUUUUUUAAAUGCUAUGAAAUGGCACAUUAACCAGAUUACACUGUGUACUUGCAUAUACAGUAACCUAACAGAUUCCUUAUUAAGCCACAGUGUAAGUGCACUGAUGUACUAGUGUUUUUGUUUAAAUUACUGCAGUUUGCAGAUGAAAAUGUAUGGAGAUAUGAUGCAAGUUUUUUUAAAUUGAGGUUUCAUUUAGUAGAUUUCUAACAAUGAAAACAUUAUAAAAGCAUGGCAUUCAAGCUAAACAUUGCAUUUCUGCACAUUUCUUUAACUUGAACGUGC